AACACGGUCCUCUCCGGUUCGGCUUCGGGCGAAAGCAAUGGCGCUAGCGCCGCCUCCGCUGGAACCGAGCGCGGACGCCGACAAGCUAAGCUACGAGAUCUUCUCCAUCCUCGAGAGCAAGUUCCUCUUCGGCUACGACGACCCCAAUCUCCUCCUCUCCUCCUCCGCCUCGUCGGCUGCCGCUUCCGCGCCCCGGCCCGCCGGGAGGGUCCGCAUCCUCUCCAUCGACGGCUGCGGCCGCCCCUCCGACGCCCUCCUCGCCGCCGUCUCCCUUGCCCGCCUCGAGUCCUCCCUCCGCCGCCGCUCCUGCGACCCCUCCGUCCGCGUCGCCGACUUCUUCGACGUCGCCGCCGGGUCCGGCGCGGGCGGCGUCCUCGCCGCCAUGCUUUUCACCCGCGGGCCCGACGGCCGCCCCCUCUACGCGGCCGACGAGGCGCUGCGGUUCCUCCUGUCGCAGACCGGACGGUCGUCAUCGGGGCAUUUCGCCCCCGCGAGGCGGGGCCCGCUCGGGUGGCUGUUCCGGCGACGGCCUGGGGCGGUCCUCCGGCGGGUUUUCGGCGACGCGACCCUGCGGGACACGGUGAAGCCGGUACUGGCGCCGUGCUACGACCUGGCGACGGGGGCGCCGUUCCUCUUCUCGCGGGCGGACGCCGUGGAGGCGGACGGGUACGACUUCCGGAUCCGGGAAGUGUGCGCCGCCACGUGCGCGGACCCGGCAUUGGGUGCGGCGCCAGUGGAGAUGAGGUCCACGGACGGACGGACGUGGAUCGCCGCCGUCGGGGGCGGGGUGACGAUGGCCAACCCGGCUGCCGCGGCCAUCACGCACGUGCUCAACAACAAGCGGGAGUUCCCAUUCGCCGCGGGGGUGGAGGACCUCAUGGUGCUGUCCCUGGGAAGCACUAGCGGCGGCAGCCUGGGGGCAGAGGGGAGGAGGAGGAGGCAGGUGCCGUCGGCGGCAGAGCUCGUGAGGAUCGCCGGGGAUGGCGUCGCCGACAUGGUGGAUCAAGCGAUUGCCAUGGCAUUUGGGCCUAACGGGAUCAGUAAUUACGUGCGGAUUCAGGCUAAUGGAUUCGGAUCGGGCAAUUAUACCCCCAAAUCAAGCAACGCCACGAAAUUGCUUAGUUCAUUGGAGGAAACGUUGUCGCAGAAGAACGUGGAAUCGUUGUUAUUUAGGGGGAAGAAGAUGUCGGAUCAAAGCAACGGCGAGAAGAUCGAGUGGUUCGCGAGCGAGAUCGCCAAAGAGGACGAGCGGAGGAAGAAGAGUCGGAUUCCCGUGGUAGUGUUGAAGCAAGUCGUGUCACCGAGGACUUCCUCCACGGCGGCGUCCAUCGUAAUCGACGGAGAUAGAGAAAAGACAUGACUAAGCCUUGCAGGAAACCGAGUGCUUGGCGGCCGCAGAGCGUUGGAGGCGUACACCGUGUUCAUGUGCUUAGAUAUGUAAUUUGUCCUUGUGUCCUUUUGUUUUUUCUUGGCUUUCAUUGGUGUACGGGAAGUCAGCUCGAGCUUUGGCGAAACGAGAGUUUAAUGGCUUCCACUGCUCUCA
Musa acuminata AAA Group (dessert banana) is the source of this 1543-nucleotide messenger RNA. RefSeq names its product patatin-like protein 3. The record is from RefSeq and is a predicted model, not a curated record. Lineage: Eukaryota; Viridiplantae; Streptophyta; Magnoliopsida; Zingiberales; Musaceae. The transcript has 3 exons. Bases 38 to 1360 code for a protein of 440 amino acids. Gene Ontology annotation, biological process: lipid metabolic process.